Molecule: messenger RNA, 1716 nt
Organism: Oryctolagus cuniculus (rabbit)
Lineage: Eukaryota; Metazoa; Chordata; Mammalia; Lagomorpha; Leporidae
Source: RefSeq, a predicted model, not a curated record
CUUGAAUCAGAGCCUUUCAGGUCAGUCUGCACAUAACAGACAGGGAGGCCAAGGCAGAGUGUGCAGAUGUUGACUGGUGUUCUUUCCAUGAAUUUUUUCUCAAGCCUUACUCCCGAUGACAGCUGGUUUUGUGCAUCAGACACAGUGGUCAUGAAAAGGGAUGACCUGAUUAGGAUCAACCAGCAAAGUCAGGACAAAAAUCUGAAUCAGGAUUUUAUGAAAAAUAACAAGACAUCAGCUCUCAAGAGAAUUGAAUUAAGAAAAACACUUAGUUUAAAUUCCAGCCGUAUUCCAACACUGAUUAUUAAAAAGGGAACCUAUUCACGAUUGAAGCCUGAGGAAUGCAAUAAAUGUCAAACUGUGUAUCCCCACAGUGGGCCUAAUCAACUACAGGCUGAAGAGAAAUUUGAUAACACUAAGAUACCUGGAAAAUCUCUCCAGUUCUGUGAGCCCUUUGGUCAGCAUGACAAGAUUCACAUCAUGAAGCAGCCAUUUGGACCCACUGGACAAGCAAAAGUCUUCACAAGAAAGAUGUAUUGUAAAUCUGAGAUGGUUCAUAUGACAGAAAACUGUAAUAAAUCAACUGUCACUUUUGGAAAAGGAACUCAAAUAGAAAAAGCUAUCCAUGAAAAUUCUAGCCUCAAUAUGCAUCAACAAACUCACACAAGAAAGAAAUUUUAUAAGUACAUUAGGUAUGUUGAACCUGUCCUUCAACAGCCACAACUUGCAAUAAAUCACAGACUCAAUACAAGGGGAAAACUCUAUAGAUGUAAACCUUGUGAAAAUUCACUCAGUUUUAAUUCACCUUAUGAAUAUAAUGACUGUGGAAAAGCCUUUGGACAAAAGUCAGUCCUAAGGAAACAUCAGCGAAUUCACACAGGGGAGAAACCUCAUGAAUGUAUUGACUGUGGAAAAGCCUUUACACAAAAGUCACACCUCAUAAACCAUCAGCGAAUUCACACAGGGGAGAAACCCCAUGAAUGUAAUUACUGUGGAAAAGCUUUUGGACACAAGUCAGACCUCAUGAAACAUCAGAGAAUUCACACAGGGGAGAAACCUCAUGAAUGUAAUGACUGUGGAAAAGCUUUUGGACACAAGUCAGACCUCAUGAAACAUCAGAGAAUUCACACAGGGGAGAAACCUCAUGAAUGUAGUGACUGUGGAAAAGCCUUUGGGCGAAAGUCAAACCUCAUCAUACACCAGCAAAUUCACACAGGGGAGAAACCUCAUAAAUGUAAUGACUGUGGAAAAGCUUUUGGACAAAAGUCAGCCCUCCUCAUACAUCAGCGAAUUCACACAGGGGAGAAACCUCAUCAAUGUAAUGACUGUGGAAAAGCCUUUGGACAAAAGUCAGACCUCAUAAUACACCAGCAAAUUCACACAGGGGAGAAACCUCAUAAAUGUAAUGACUGUGGAAAAGCCUUUGGGCGAAAGUCAGUCCUCCUCAUACAUCAGCGAAUUCACACAGGAGAGAAACCUCAUCAAUGUAAUGACUGUGGAAAAGCUUUUGGACACAAGUCAGACCUCAUGAAACAUCAGAGAAUUCACACAGGGGAGAAACCUCAUGAAUGUAGUGACUGUGGAAAAGCCUUUACACAAAAGUCAAGCCUCAUCAUGCACCAGCAAAUUCACACAGGGGAGAAACGUUAUGAAUGUAAUGACUGUGGAAAAGCCUUUGGACAAAAGUCAGACCUCUUCAUACACCAGCAAACUCAC